Stylonychia lemnae is the source of this 837-nucleotide messenger RNA. The record is from the annotation of a GenBank genome assembly. NCBI's taxonomy places the organism in Eukaryota, Ciliophora, Spirotrichea, Sporadotrichida, Oxytrichidae.
AUGCUUAUGCUUUAACGAACAAUAGAUAUGUGGAAGAAAGAAAAUACCUACUUUGAAUAGCCAGAUGUGGUUUUCACUAAUAAGCUAUUACUUGAAGUUUUGGACUAAAAUGGUCACUCUAAGAUGUUUUCAACUUUAAAGUCGAUUAAUCAACUAUCAACUAAUGAAAUUGGUGUGCCUCUAAUUAAAUAUUCAAAAUUUGAUAGCAAUAAGAAUGGACUUAUUGACAGUAUGAACAUUAGAAUUGAAUUCAGGUCAAAUCCUUAAGAGAUAAGAAACAUUAAAUUACUGUCUUCAUUCGACUACUCAUUAUCUAAAUUAUUGAAAGUGGAGAUGAUUGGACUAGCUUAUCUUGAUAUUGAUACUCCAAAUGGUGCCUCUGGUGUCAUCGUCAAUGGACAACUCAAUCUUGACUAAUCAGCUCCAGUCCUUAUCGAUUCAGUAAAAAGAACUCUCUACAAUACAGAUCCACUCGAUGACUAUUCAGUUUAUACAGUUCCAGACCUUAUUGAAUUCUACUAAGAUAGAAAAGGUAAUUUUUAGUACCCUUUAUUCUUUGAUAUUUUAGAGAGAACUGUCUACAACUAUAAUUAUAUUGUUUAGCCUUACGGUUAGAUGUUUAAAACUACUUUGGAUGUUACUAUUAAGAUUCCUUUUAGUUAGGAGGUAAUAUACAUUCCAGGAAUCCUUGAAACACUCAAAUAUGCAUGGAUCUAGUACCUUUCAUUUUUCCUACCAGCGUUACUUGUGUAUUUCUAAUUUGUGAAGUUCAUGUUCAAGUACAAAAUCGUAGAGACAACUAUAGUAAGCGAUUUACAUAAGAAAAAGUAUAUGUGA